AUGAAAUCCAAUGUCAGUUAAUGUCAGUUGAAGCACUUAUAUGAAGCAGAAGCACGCAGGAAAAUUGUUCUUGAAGUGUUGAAGUGGGCCUCAAGAAAGAAGACAGGGGCUUAAAAUUUUUGGGCUCAAGUCACAUCAGUACCCAUUGAUAAAAGGUUCACUCGGAAAAUUCAAACAACCCAUAUAUUUUAAGAAUUUCUUGGAUUCCUAAAAUUAUUUCCCUUUUUAUAUUUUGAUACCGGUGUGGAUUUAUUAUUUAAAUUAUUAAUGAGUAAAGCAACGUAAAUAUUGCGUGGAGGCGGUUGUGCAGCUUCAAAAAUUUAAAGAGUAGGGGAUUUCUUCACUCUAUUCAUUUUCCAUGUUGAAAAAAUUAUCUCAAAAGCUACUGUUGCUGCGAAUCCAUAAGAAUCUUAAGAAAUAAUGAUAAGCAUUCAAUGGUUUAUGUUUUAAGAGGAAUAUUUUUACUAACUCAGCAAGAAUACUGAAAAUUUCGUGAAAACAUACGACUUAAUAUUAGGGGGAAUCCGGGGGUUAUUGAAAAGCUGCUUGAUCUACUCAGAAGUGAUUAGUUUAUAUGUUUAUACAUCUUAUAGACUACAGCCUUGCUAUCUAAAAUGAUAUUUAGCUUUCAUAUUAUGAAUGAAGGGAGAUUUUGUAGAUUAUCUUUAUAAUAAGAAUUUCUGGAUAUUUCUGAUGAAUUAGAAUAAUAAAUGGAAAAAAUGAAAUAAAAUGAUUUGAUUCAUUAAAUGAAACUUUAUCUUUUCUUAACUAAAACUUCUUUUGAGAUAGCUCCAAAUAAUUCUAAAGAAAAGGAAGAUAUUUUAAAAGGAUUUUUAGAUGGGAUAGUGUGUUCUAUAAAAAUGAAACCUAGUUAAUUACUUGAAUCAUUAUAAUACGGAACCUGUAAAUUUAACUAAAUGAAUUCAGUUUAGAACAAUAGAAAGUAAUAUAUUGUUUAUUAUUUUUUUGGUAUGUUAUAAUGGGAGACAAUUCGUUAUUUUAAAAAUGAAAAAUAAAAAAAUUUAAAAGAAAUACUUUUAUAAAUUUAGGAUAUACAUGAAAAUCUGGUGAAAAAUUCAAAUAAUUGGGAGAAUCAUUUCUUGUGGAUUUAAAUGAUCGGGAAAAUCUUAGUAUAUAAUCCUCUUAUAAAGAUACAAAAUUUAUUUCGGCUGGUUGCCCAAUACCAUAUUGAAAAAAACCCUAGAUAAAUUUGGAAGGAAUAUUAGAAAAAAGGAUUACUAAAUUAAAUAAUCCAUAACAAUGACUAAGCUGUCAUUUAAAUUAACUAAUUUAAAAAUAAAUCAUUAAAUUAAUUUGAUAGAAUAAUGUUAGAAGACUGUUUCAAAGGAUGGAAACACUUCAUAUUGCUUAAAGAUUUCUUACAAAAUGAACAAAAUCUAAAUAUACAUUUCACCUUUAGAUCAUAUCUAACAAAUAAUUUAAUAGUAAACAAUAUUUAAUCUUAAAAAAAUAAAAUUAUUCUAUCAAUUAACUUAAUCUAAAAAUUUUUUGAUUUACUAAUUUCAAAUAAAUUACUUCUUUUAAUUAAAGAAAAUUAUGAGAAAUUGGGAGAAGUAUUUGAAACAUAUAGAAAUUGUAUUGAAAACAAUACAAAUGCAGAUCAGAGGAUAUAAAAAAAUCAUGUACAAUUCAUAAAUAAAUCAAAUCAUUCUCAACUUUAAAAUAUAUAUCCAAAACAAUCAGAAUAUCAUUAAACUAAUUAGAAUUAAAUCAAAGAAAAAAAAAUCUAUGAUAGAAUAAUUUUUAUAGGAAAUGAUUAAUACAUUCGAAAAAGUAUAAUAACUAAAAUAUUGGAUGAAAGUAAUAGAAUCAAUAUUAUAGUAAUAAAUUAAAGGUUUAAAUGAGGAGUAGAAUGAUUCAACGGAUGAAAUGACGGAAAUUAUAAGGGAAUUAUAGAAACUUGAAUUAAAAAACAACUAGGCUCUUGGAGAUCUGAGAUUUCUGAAAUUAACUUUGUUAUUAAUUAGAUUUAAUUUAAAAAAACUAUUUAUUUACAACUCCUAUCCUUAAGUUGAUUGAAAAUUAAUGGAAACCAUUAGAUUUAUUAGAAAAGGAAUAAAUUUCUAACCUUUACAAAUCUAAUAAUUACAACCUUAAUUAAUUGUUUGAGAUUUAGUUGAAUAAUCUUUUUAUAGAAUACGAAGAAUUGAACUAAGUAUUGGAAAGUGAUAAUAAUGAAUCCAUGAGAUUUAUAAUGGAAAUUUUUCAAAUCAAGUAUGAUAUUGACUCUUUUUUAAAACCUAAAAAUUCUAAAGAGAUUGAGAGAUUAAAAAAAUAUAUACAAUAAUUUAGAAGGCCUCAAACCCAUUUGUUCAAAUAGGAGAUAAUUUGGAAAAAAGUUAUUUAGAAAUAAUAAAAUUUUUUUUUAAAAAGAAUAAUUAAAGAUUAUCCAAAAAGAAUAUUUUGCUCUAAGAGCGAUAUUUUUUAAUUUACAGCCUCUUAAUUAAAUGGAAUAUAUUUUACAGAAUAUGAUUAUUAAAAUAAGUUAUCAAAGUAGAAAGGAUUAAUAGAAUACCUUCAAUUUUGUUUAUUAAUAGAAAAAUAAAAGAUUUCUUUGGAAGAAAUAGAUUUAAGAUUAAUUGAGGAGGAAUUAGAAUAAUUCAUUAAGAAAACUCCUUCCUAAAUUGUGUAAGAACUUGUUGAAGGUUUGUCUAUGAACAAAUAUAAUACAAUAUUAUGGAUGAAAUAUUGAAUUUCGAAGAAUCGAAAUUGUAUAAAAAUAAAUUUGAAAAUUUUUUAUCUGAAUUGAUAAAAAUCUAAGAUUAAAGCAAAUAUUAAUACUUUGAUUAAAUGGAAAUAGAUUAUUAUAAUCGAUUAGCCAACCAAACAGAAAUAAUAAUUAAAACGCUGAAAUGUGUUGGAAAGAAAGAAUAGAAAAUGUUUAAGAUGCUUAUGAAAGAAGAGCUGAAAAAUUUUUAAAGACUAGUAAUUUAAUAUGAUGAAUUCAAGACCGAAAAAUAAAAUAAUUAAAAUAAAAUUUAGCUAUAAAAAGAAAAAGAAUAAGUUAAAUAACGUGGUUAGGAAUUUAAUUAAAGUAUCAAAAACUAUAAUGGUAAUUUAAAAUGCAUGAUUGGGAUUAUACAAUUGUAAAAAUACCAAAUAAUAGAAGAGGAGGAUCUCUUAAAUAAAUUACUAGAAAAAAUUACAAGUUUCACUGAUGAUCUUGAUCUAAUUCAAAGUUAUGAAGUUGAAGAUUAAAUUGAAUACAAAAAUCUUUUUGUAAAUCUAUUUUAAGAAUUAGUUAGGGAUUUUGAGUAAUUAGCAUUGAGACAUAUCACUAUAUAUUAAAUGGAAGAUGAAAAUUUUAUGUAAUAUAUAGAAAGAAUAAAAUCUUUUUUAUCUUCAACAAAAAAAUAAAUACCUAAUAUUUCGGCUUCUCUAAAUUGGUUUCCUACAGAUUUAUAUGAACAAUUAGCAGAGAUAAGUUACAUUUCAAACGUAUUUAUAGAUUAAGAAUUAUUGAUUUUAUUUUUUCAAAAACUUUUCUUAUUUGAGAAGUAGGAGGAAGAGCAAUAAGAAAAAUCUAACGAGGUAUGGAAAAUGAAAUAGGGUCUAGUAAUAACUUUAAUUUAAAUCUCCACUGAUUGCUUCACAGAUACAAUUAUUUCAUUUUGCUCAAAAACUUUGAUCUAAUUUUGGGUUUCAGAAAAAGAUGAGAGAGUUAGAAAUCUGUUAAAAAAUGAAAAUUUAAUAAUCAUAUAAACCCAGAUUUUGAAAAAAGAUUGGUAGACGCAUUAAAGUGCGAUUACAGAAGAAAUGGAAUAAAUGUUAAUGAGAAUUGAUUAAUUGUAAUAAUAAAUUUCUAAUGAGACCAACCUUAACAAACGUAAUUUGCAGCUCUUAGAAUUGGAUAAAACAAUUUAGCAAUUAGAUUAAUCGAUAGGGUUUACUAAUGAAAUGGGUUAAUACUUAGUUUGAAUACUUAUUUUAUUAAUUAUAUCAUAAAAAAUUAAUCAAAAAUAGAGGGGAAAUCAAAAAAUUGAACGAUUAACUCGAAAGCACGAAAAUUGAGAGAGGAAAUUCAAUUGAAUAACUACUUGAAAUUAGAAAAUGCAAAGUAUUGAAAGAAUCGGCUUAUAGAAAUGUUAAGUCAAUCUAUGUGCCUUUAAAAACUUUUUAGAAAGGAAAAAAAGAAUAAAUUAAUUUGAUAAAAUUAAACUAAUCUGAUGAUAUAUAAGCUGAAGUGAUGGAGUUUUUAUUAAAAGGACAAACAGGUGAAAAAACAGUAAUGCUAAUUCAUGGAAUAACUAGAUCAGGAAAAAGUACAACUGCCAAAAAAAUAGAAGAAUUUAUUUGGAAAAUAUAUGAGAGAAAUUAAAAAAUCAGCAAUCAAGUGCUCAUACCUAUUUAUAUUUCACUACCUUCUUUAAAAGAUCCACUUUUUUAAGCAGUUGAGGAGACACUUUGUUAAGAAGAUUAUGGUUUUGAUGAUAUCCAAUUGAAAGAGUGAAAAGAAAAGUUGAAAAAGAAGGAAUUUUGGUUUUUAUUAAUAA
This is a messenger RNA of Paramecium sonneborni, 4514 nucleotides long. NCBI's taxonomy places the organism in Eukaryota, Ciliophora, Oligohymenophorea, Peniculida, Parameciidae. The record is from the annotation of a GenBank genome assembly.